This is a messenger RNA of Temnothorax curvispinosus, 1943 nucleotides long. RefSeq lists its product as uncharacterized. NCBI's taxonomy places the organism in Eukaryota, Metazoa, Arthropoda, Insecta, Hymenoptera, Formicidae. The transcript has 3 exons. Bases 252 to 1142 code for a protein of 296 amino acids. The record is from RefSeq and is a predicted model, not a curated record. Gene Ontology annotation, cellular component: nucleus.
ACCUAAACAUCUGGGGCUCGAUUCUCAAACUCACUCGCAAGUUUGCGCAUACGAGCAUUUCGAGUGGAUGAGAUACGAGCACGCUCGUUAGUUGCAAUUCUUGAAUAGGCGAUGCGAGCGCUCGGAACGUGGGAAGGACCAAACGUAUGCGCUUCCUUGCGAACACGAAUUAGGUUUGGCAACAGCGCAGGAACUACUACUUAACCUACAUAUAUCGAGCUUUCUACAGCUUUGUUAUUGUCAUCGCAGUUAUGAAUUAUUCCACGGUUUCGAGCAAUAAUAAAAUGAUAAAGAGUGAGAAGAAGAGAUCGGGCAACAUUAGCGAGGAACAGCGUAAUUUGCUGACAGAGUACAUGACGAAUCACCCGAAUCUCGUAAGUGGCAAGUUUUCGAAAACUUUCACGGUCGAUCAUGCUGCAAAGUUGUGGCAAGAAAUUGCUAAAAUUUUAAAUGCUUGUAACGGUGCCGAAAAAAAUUGGAAGGCAUGGCGCAAGUGUUGGCAAGAUUUUCGGUCCCGAAGCAAAUCAAAGCAAGGAGAAAUUAACGUUCAUAGACGCCAAACAGGAGGUGGAGAACUAUGUACAACAGUUCUUACACCGGACGAAGAAAAAGUCAUGUCAUUGAUCCCCAAAAAUCUAACGGAUGGACAUUCUACUUCACGAGAGUCAACUACUGAAAUGCAGCUUAACGAAGAGGAUGAUGAUGUAAUUAUCAAGGAAGUGGAAUAUUUUGAUACGGACAGUACAACCCUAAAAACAAUGGCAUUUGACAACGACAUAGAAUUCCUUGAAGAGAACUAUGACACCGUGAAAAAAUCAAUGUUAGCAGACAUAAACGAUAAUAAAGAGAACACAUUCGAUGCGAUGGGAAAAAAGAAAGACAAUAAUAUUGAAAGUGAUGCUGUUGUAAAUGGUACCAGGGGCCACAGUACGGCUAAAUGUACUAAAACACAAGGUAAAAAGCCUUUUGCAAUUCGGAAAUUAGAACAGACUAAAGAAGCUUCUGAUAACCUAGUUGAUAUUGCUAAUAAAGAUUAUAAACUAAAACAAGAGUAUUAUAAACAAAAACUCGAAUAUAUAGCUAGAUGUGCAGAGGCUAAGGAACGCAUUGCCUCGGCCGCAGAAAGAUGCCAAAUGUCUUAAAUUAACAUUGACUUCUUUGUUAGCUUGGCAUAUGUAUGUUAUACAAGGAAAACUCUUCUUAUAAUAAGUUAUUGCAGCUAGUACUACUUUUAAUUUAAUUUGUUAGAAUAUUUUCAUAAACGUUUAUGUUGUGGUUAUUAACUGCGAUUACAGUUGUUUUAUGUGUGUCCAAAUAACCACUGUUAAAGAGUAUACAUUGUGCGUCCUCGAUUGCAGUGUACAAUUAAAUAACAUAGUUUAUUACCAAAGGAUAUUAUUAGAAAAGUACCAAAAAUAGGUUUAGUUGUGAUACUAUUGCAUAAAACUAAAGUGUUUAAGUAACAAUACGUACAGCCUUUGUAUGUGUGCAAUUAAUUGUCGUUAAAGAGUAAGAAUUUAGUGUGGUCUCUUGCAAUAAUAAAGUAUCACAUUGUUUGUAAGGAAACGGUUGCCGGAAAGCACCCGAAAAAAGUUACCAUGUUUUGAUACUCGUAUGUAAAACUGAGAUGUGAUAAUACAAUGUGAUAAACAAUACAUACCAGAUCAUACUUGUAUACUCAGGAGAAGAGUUUUUUGUAAUUCUCAAAAUACAUUUUUAUUUUAAAAAGGUACUUAACCAGGUGACAAACGCACGUUAUUUGACAUCAAAAUAACGUCAUUUGACGUCACAGUGAUAUCAUUCUGACGUGAAAUAACGUGUGUUUGCUACCUGGGAAUUAAGAUAAAACUUUCUUAAUAUCUAAGUUCACUUAGUUUUCUUUUAGUAAAUAUAUUAAAUUUUGUUUCUCUACAUGUCUACAUAAAAAAUAUUACACAUUUAUA